CAUCGGUCGACCGGUCAGGCACUGCUCAAGCGCUCAGUGCUAUAGCCUGCAACGUAUUUCGGCUCCUCUUUGGUGAGCCUUUUGAACGACUGUUGAAGCUGUACUCCGACACUCUUUAACAUGACUGCUUGAGUGAGGCCUAGGUUCAAUGCGUUAUACUUUAUCGUGUUCUAACACCAUGCACUAUGGAAUACAGCUCCAGCCGCGCCUAAGUUUCGUGACCACAUAAUAAAAUUAGUCAGGUCCGAUCUGUGAAUGUUAUACAGGCUCACUGCCUUCGCUAAAGACUCAUCUGACGUGAAAAGCUAACACCUGAUUUUCCGAUAUAAAGAGCACGAACGACAGACGAACACAUUAAGCCGCUGUAACUCCCACCACCAUGCUGCAUCUGCUGUGUAUCGCUCUGUCUCUUUUCUUAUCCCUUCAGCUCGCUGUCGCAGACCCUGCUUCCACAGUCUCACGAGUUCCACGUCACUCCAAGUCACCAUCACUAGUACUGACCAAGUCUGUACUAUCAGCUCUCUUGGUUCGGCGAGGGAAAUUCACUGCUCGACAAGGAUGCCCCAGCGGAUAUCAGCAAUGUACUAACUACCCGGACGCAUGCGCCCCUGUUGGCAGCUUCUGUUGCAGCGAUUCGUAUAACUGUCCAGACGGCACCACCUGCUUCGAUUCCGAAUGUUGUCCCAGUACCGCACAAACGUGUAAUGGAAAUGCCUGCUGCAACCCUGGUAGUGAAUGCUGCAACGGCGACAGCAGCUGCUGUGAAUCCGGCUACUCCUGCUGCAAUGACUCUACCGGGGGAUGCUGCCCUACUGGAACCACGUGCAUAGCAGAUUCUGAUCAAUGUUCCGCUGGAGGCUCAAGUUCCGUGGGUGGAAGCAGUGUACCCACUAGCAUUACGGUUACUACUCCGUCUAAGUCCACUGUGCUGCCAGGAACCACUUCUAGCAGCAGUCCUGUAAUUACAUUCGACGGGCCCACAACAACUUCCAGCAUUUCUUCCUCCACUUCUUCGACAGCUUCAUCCGCAGGAUCUACUUCCACUGGUUUGUCACAAGUUGGUGCUGCUCCUCGUGGCAUUGCACUCGCACCUGGAAAACAACUUGUGGUCUUGGCCGCAGUUGUUGGUUUGCCGAUCCUCCAUAAUGUCGUCCAGGCGUUGUGAACACGCAAUAACACUUUUCUUCUUAUAAUCAGCAUUUUUUGAGGUUGUGAUUCAUGAUAUGUUCACUUUUGUUACAUACCAGGACUUGUAAUACGACAUUUUGCCUGCAAAUUGAUCUAGUUGGUUCGCGA
This is a messenger RNA of Suillus discolor, 1296 nucleotides long. RefSeq lists its product as uncharacterized. The transcript is spliced from 8 exons. The record is from RefSeq and is a predicted model, not a curated record. NCBI's taxonomy places the organism in Eukaryota, Fungi, Basidiomycota, Agaricomycetes, Boletales, Suillaceae. Bases 380 to 1165 code for a protein of 261 amino acids.